UCUGUGAAGACGAACGAGGUUAGAACCAGGUUAAUCCCAGGCCUCCCUGCUGCUGGGGAGCGUGCUGGGGCCUGCGUGGCUUGCAGGGGGCUGAGUCGGAGGCUAAUGAGCAGGUGAGGCCACAGCACAGACACAGGCUGAGCUCAGCGUCUGCUCUCUGUGGAAAUGGCUGAGCCCGGGUCUCAGGGCCACACUGCGGGAUCCUUGCUGCUGCUACUGCUGCUGCUGCUGCUGCCACCCCAGGGCCUGCCGGAGGGGCCCCUGCUAUUUGUGGCUCUGGUGUUCCGACAUGGCGAUCGGGCGCCACUGGCCUCCUAUCCUACAGAUCCGCACAAGGAAGCUGCCUCCACCUUGUGGCCUCGAGGCCUGGGCCAGCUGACAAAGGAGGGGAUCCGACAGCAGCUGGAGCUGGGCCGAUUUCUGAGGAGGCGUUACAAGGCCUUCCUGAGCCCGGAGUACCGGCGUGAGGAGGUGUACAUCCGCAGCACAGACUUUGACCGGACCCUGGAGAGUGCACAGGCCAAUCUGGCUGGGCUGUUCCCCGAGGCUGCCCCUGGAAGUCCUGAGGCUGACUGGAAGCCCAUUCCAGUGCACACAGUGCCUGUGUCUGAGGACAAGUUGCUGAGGUUCCCCAUGCGCAGCUGUCCUCGAUACCAUGAGCUGCUGCGGGAGUCCACAGAGGCGGCUGACUACCAGGAGGCCCUGGAGGGCUGGACGGACUUCUUGACCCGCCUGGGCAACUUCACUGGACUGUCCCUGGUUGGAGAGCCACUCCGCAGGGCAUGGAAAGUUUUGGAUACCCUGAUCUGCCAGCGUGCCCAUGGUCUCACCCUUCCAUCCUGGGCCUCCCCAGAUGUCCUGAGGACCCUGUCACAGAUUUCAGCUUUGGAUAUCAGGGCACACGUAGGCCCACCCCGAGCAGCAGAAAAGGCCCAGCUGACAGGGGGGAUUCUGCUAGAUGCCAUCCUCAGCAAUUUCUCACGGGCCCAGCGCCUGGGGCUGCCUCUCAAGAUGGUCAUGUACUCAGCUCACGACAGCACCCUGCUGGCCCUCCAGGGAGCCCUGGGCCUCUACGACGGGAACACCCCACCUUAUGCUGCCUGCAUGGCCUUUGAAUUCCGAGGGAGCUCCAGGGAACCUGAGGAGGAAGAUGGAGAGAAUGUCACCAUCUCUCUCAUCUACCGCAAUGACACCUCCCGCCCGCCCCUGCCACUCAGGGUCCCUGGGUGCCCAGCUCCUUGUCCACUUGGGCGCUUCCAGCAGCUGACUGCUCCAGCCCGGCCUCCAGCUCAUGGGGCCCCCUGCCACGGCUCCUAUGAUCCUGCCAGCCCCCCAGCCACGGUGCCCCUGCUGGCCGGAGCUGUGGCUGUGCUGGCCGUGCUGAGCCUGGGGCUUGGCCUGUUGGCCUGGAGGCCCAGCUGCCUGAGGGCCCUGGGAGGGGCCGUGUAA
This is a messenger RNA of Acomys russatus (golden spiny mouse), 1449 nucleotides long. It is a transcript of the gene Acp4, whose product is annotated as acid phosphatase 4. The coding region runs from base 166 to 1449 and encodes 427 amino acids. Gene Ontology annotation, molecular function: receptor tyrosine kinase binding; protein tyrosine phosphatase activity; acid phosphatase activity. The record is from RefSeq and is a predicted model, not a curated record. Gene Ontology annotation, biological process: regulation of neuronal synaptic plasticity; negative regulation of ERBB4 signaling pathway; lysosome organization. Lineage: Eukaryota; Metazoa; Chordata; Mammalia; Rodentia; Muridae. The transcript is spliced from 11 exons. Gene Ontology annotation, cellular component: lysosome; postsynaptic membrane.